AUGACGAGCAAAGACAGCCCGGAGGGAACCUGUGACGUCAGAGCUCUGGCCCCGCCCUCACGUCACGCGGCCCUCCAACGCUCCGUCGGGAAGCCUUUAGCUGCCAUGUCCCUCUCUCCCGCCAUGUUGCCCUGCAAGAAGAGGAAAACCAUCCGGAUGGAUCCCUUUUCCGAAGCCGAGCCUGUUCCAACCGAGGCGUCUCCUUCAGAUUGCUCCCUUUUGCCAAAGCCAGAGGCCGAACAGGAAGACGGAGAAGUUCCUCCUACUAUGAAAUCCCUGGAGGGCGCGCAGAGUGUCGAUUCGCUCCAAGAAGUAAAGGCGGAAACUGACGAGACGGCCCUUUUCAUUUCAGUGGAUGAACGAGAAGGAGGGAAAAAAACCAGGCGGAAGGGAGUUAAAAGGAAAUGGGAAGGGAAGUUCGCCGAGGAAGAUGAAGGAGGAGGAGGAGGAGGAAGAACUUUAGCUUGUGACCUCAAACUGGACGACACCCUGGACCGGACGCUGGAAGACGGGGCGAAGCAGCACAAUUUGACAGCCGUCAACGUGCGAAACAUCCUUCACGAGGUCAUCACCAACGAGCACGUGGUGGCCAUGAUGAAAGCAGCCAUCAGCGAAACGGAAGACGCCCCUGUCUUCGAGCCCAAAAUGACACGGUCCAAGCUGAAAGAAGUGGUAGAGAAAGGGGUGGUGAUUCCAACCUGGAAUAUUUCUCCCAUCAAGAAAGCCAACGAAGUCAAGGACGCCCGCUUUGUGCUUCUCCAGGCCGAGAAGGGCUGCCCCCCUCCCGUCCAGCGACACGUCAGUGCCAAAGUCACGCCCAUGGGCCCGCCCCCGCCCCCCAAGCCGAAGCAAAACAAGGACAGCGUGUUCAUGGAGAGGCUGCAUGCCGUUGACGAGGAACUGGCCUCCAGCCCCGUCUGCAUGGAUUCCUACCAGCCUUUGGAAGACAGCUUAAUUGCCUUCCGCACGCGCUCCAAGCGGCCGCUGAAGGACGUGCCUCUCGGUCAGUUGGAGGCCGAGCUUCGCGCUCCGGACAUCACGCCGGACAUGUACGACCCCAACACAGCAGACGACGAGGAGUGGAAGAGGUGGCUGGGCGGCUUGAUGAACGCCGACGUGGAAAACGAAGAUGAAGCCGAUGAUGACGAUGAUGACCCCGAAUACAAUUUCUUGGAAGAUCUGGACGAACCGGACACGGAAGACUUCAGGAAUGACCGUGCCGUCAGGAUCACAAAAAAAGAAGUCAACGAGCUGAUGGAGGAACUGUUUGAAACGUUUCAGGAUGAAAUCGGCUUCCCCAACAUAGAGGACGACGGACAGGAGGACGAAGAUGGCGCCGCUGAGGCCCGGCCCAAUUUUAAUACCCCCCAGGUGCUCAGGUUCGAGGAGCCCCUGGCCAACUUGCUGAACGAGCAGCACCGGACGGUGAAGGAACAGCUGGAGCAGCUGCGGGUGAAGAAGUCCACCGUCAAGCUGCCCCAGGAGAUGGAGCGGUCCAAGCUGCGGAGCGAGAAGGCGGCCCAGAGCCUGGCGCUGGACCCCGGGCAGAGGAAGAGGCUGCAGCAGCAGAUGCAACAGCACGUCCAGCUUCUGACCCAGGUUCACCUUCUCUCCAGUUGCAACCCCAGCCUGAGCUCCGAGGCCAGCACUGCCCGGCUCUUCCUGACCGAGUUGGAGAGCUUUGCCCAGAACUCCCUGCUCCUCAGUCAGCCUUCCAGCCCCGGAUUCCAGACCUCUUUCCAGCCUUUCAACUUGAAGGAAUCUCUGCAGCUGAUCAAGGACUUCCACGCUCACGUCAAGGUCGAGUGGAGCCCUCGCAAAGCCGUGAAAAAGAACAUGAACAAUUUUGCUUGCUUGCCCAAGCAAGUGGCCUGGAUCCUAGCCACCCGGAGAGUUUUCCUGUACCCAGAACUGCUGCCCACCUGCUCCUUCAAGGCCAAAACACCCCGGGAUAAGAUUGUGUUCACCAAAGGGGAAGAUAACUUGUUAGCGCUGGGCUUGAAGCACUUUGAAGGCACCGACUUCCCCAAACCCCUCAUCAGUAAGUACCUCCUUACCACCAAGACGGCCCACCAGCUGACGGGACGGAUCAAGAACCGUAACAUGAACCGCGUCCCCGACAACAUCAUCCGAUACUACAGAACUACGAAGCAGCUUCCGGUUUUGUCCCGGCUUUGCGGGGAAGUUCAACCUGGAGAUUGGAAACCGCCCGCAGAACAGGAAGAGCAUCGCUUGCCGUUCUGGUUAAAGGCCAGCCUGCCCUCCAUCCAAGAGGCCACAGAGCAGCAGCGUGCUAGAGAGGCCUCCCGGGGCCCCGACGCGGAUCCCAAGGCAGGAAGCGACACGGCCGGUCCCGCCAACCUUGAAUGCGCUCUGCGCAUGCCGGAGGGCAUCCAGCUUAUCCUGAGGCCCCUGAGCAGCCGCUUCUGCCACCGGAUCUGGCGAUGGCAGCGGCCAGCCGGUGCCAAACCCUUCCUGGUCCAGCCGAGCCUUUGUUUGCCUCCGGCCGGGGCGAACAGCUUCCUCAAGCAGCCCCCGCCCGCAGCAGCCCCCGGCAAAUUAGUGGCUCACGUCUCCCCUUUAUCCCAACCGGCUUCGCUCGUCCAGCCGUUGUCGGCCGUGCCCUCCGGACUGGGCAGUGGCCCCCCGUUUGAGCUGCAAGGCGUGCUCUCCGCCAAGCAGCCGUGCUUGGCCCCCGCCAUGGUCUCUUCUCUGCCCGUUGCUUUCCAGUCUAAAAUGAUCCUCCCGGCUCUGCCCGCCAGCCGGGUCCAGAAGUCUCCUCUCCCGAGGGGGUCCCAAAAGAAGAAGACCCCCUUGCUGAAAGCCGCCCCCGUGCUUCACCCGGCCCCCGUCAUCUUCACCGUCCCCGCCGGAACGGUCAAAGUGCUGGGCCUCGCCAACGGCUGUAACGUGCUGCAGCCCCUGUCGGCCGCCCCCAGGGCCGCCGUCUCUGCCCCCCAGUCCAUCCCCAUCACCACGCUGCUGGUCAACCCCAACCCCUUCUCCUGCCCACUCAGGCAGACCUUGGGGGCUUCCCGUGGCCUGCCCUUGGUGGUGGCCUCCAGUCCGGGCCCGGCCCCGUCGUCUGCCCUGGGCAAAGAUUCAGAGAUGGCCGCUCAGCCGGUUAGCCACUCGGCGUCCGGAGGGGACGCUCCAGAUCCCGUCAAGGCCAAGCUCCAAAUGGACUCGGAAGAAGGCCCAGGAGAAGCUGGUGGCCCGUGGUCCUCCGAUCACAACUCUGGGGUCCAAGCAGAACCUCCUGUCCAGGGUUACGUGGAGGUGGGGGAAGGCAGAGCUGCUGAGGGUUUAGCCCCCGCUGCCUUCUCCCCCUCGGUGGAGUUAGGAGAGCUGGUCAAGAUGGACGGGGAAGGCUCGCAGGAGACCCCUCCUUCAGAAGCAGCCUCCGUUCCUCCGGCUUCGGAAGGCUCCCCCGUGAAAGAGGGGUUGGUUUUGGACCUUGGGCAGGGCCUGGAGGUCGAACCGGCCCCGGGGAGCCAACCCAGGAACCAACAUGGCGGUGAGGAGGAGGAGGAAGAAGAGGAGACCGCCAACUCAACAGGCCUACAAGCAGCGUCUUCAGCAGAAGAAGGGAGUCACGCUUCCUCCGCAAACCUCAGCAGCUCCGUGGCGGCUGCGUCGGACCCCAGCAACUCCGUGGGAAAGGGGGAGGAAGUGGCCGGAGAGGGGGACCGCCCUGAAGGGACGCCGUCAGCCGGCCAGGAAGGAGGAGGCGAGAAAGACGGGCUGGAAGAAGAAGAAGAGGAGGAUUUUGAUGACUACAUCCCAGAUGAGGAAGACGAAAUGUCUUCAGCUUCGGAGGAAUCGGUGCUGUCGGUGCCAGAGCUUCAGGAGACCAUGGAAAAACUGACGUGGCUGGCCUCCGAGAGGCGGCUGAGCCAAGAAGGGGACUCGGAGGAGGAAAACUCGCAGGAAGAGAACUCGGAGCCGGAGGAGGAAGAGGAGGAGGAGGAAGAAGGUGAAGGAGAACCUGUGGAGAACCGGCAGAAGGAGGAUGAAAUGGCCGACGAGGCCGUGGGUCCGGGAGACGGGCCGGCCUCCUCUCUCGCUUCAACCUGCACCGUGCCGACGGUGGAGGCCAGUAGCAUCCCUCCAGGAGAGAACCCCAAAACCACCACCAAGAGCCGAGGCUCCCACCGAGCCCGGGCCAAGCGGGGCCGGGCCCGUACCAGCAAAGACGCCUCCAAGCUGCUGCUCCUGUACGAUAACAACAUCCUGGAGAGAGACCCACUGCGCGAACAGAAGGACUUUGCUUUCGCCCAGGCUUACCUGAACAGGGUUCGCGAAGCCCUGCGCCUCGUUCCGGGAAAAUACGAAGAAUUCCUCCGCAACAUUUAUGAAUUUGAGAACAACCUGCAGAAGCAGACGGCCGUCGACCUCUACGCCCGGCUGCAAAUCCUCCUUCAGGAUUGGCCUCAACUGUUGACUGACUUUGCGGCCUUCCUGUUGCCCGAGCAAGCCCUGGAGUGCGGGCUGUUUGAGGAACAGCAGGCCUUCGAGAAGAGCCGGACAUUCCUUCGGCGGUUGGAGAUCUGUUUUGCUGAGAACCCGUCCCACCACCAGAAGAUCAUCAAGGUGUUGCAGAACUGCGCGGAGUGUGUCCCCCAAGAGAUCGUGGAACUGAAGAACCAGAUGUGGCAGCUGCUGAAAGGACAUGAUCACCUGCAGGACGAGUUCUCCGUCUUCUUCGAUCACCUGCGCCCCUCGGCCAGCCGCCUGGGGGAUUUUGAAGAAAUCAAUUGGACGGAGGAGAAAGAAUACGAGUUUGAUGGGUUUGAAGAAGUCUCGCUGCCAGACAUGGAGGAAGAGGAGGAGCCCCCCAAAGUCCACGCCGCCUCGAAGAACAAGAGACGGAAGGAGCUGGGGAGUCAGAAUGCCGAGAAGGAGGCCGAGUGGCUGGAUGGGCACAAGGACUGGUGUGGCUCCUGCCACGAGGGCAGCGGGGACCCCCGGCUGAAGCGGAGCAAGCGGCGGAGUUGUGCCCACUGCUGCAGCAAGGUCAGGAGGGGGCCGGGGUGGGAGACCCCAAAGGCCCCAGAAGCAAAGAGCCGGCUGAAGAACCAGAUGUGGCAGCUGCUGAAAGGACAUGAUCACCUGCAGGACGAGUUCUCCGUCUUCUUCGAUCACCUGCGCCCCUCGGCCAGCCGCCUGGGGGAUUUUGAAGAAAUCAAUUGGACGGAGGAGAAAGAAUACGAGUUUGAUGGGUUUGAAGAAGUCUCGCUGCCAGACAUGGAGGAAGAGGAGGAGCCCCCCAAAGUCCACGCCGCCUCGAAGAACAAGAGACGGAAGGAGCUGGGGAGCCAGAAUGCCGAGAAGGAGGCCGAGUGGCUGGACGGGCACAAGGACUGGUGUGGCUCCUGCCACGAGGGCAGUGGGGACCCCCGGCUGAAGCGGAGCAAGCGGCGGAGUUGCGCCCACUGCUGCAGCAAGGUGGGAGACCCCAAAGGCCCCAGAAGCAAAGAGCCGGGUGAGUUGGCCGAGGGCCGUGGGCAGCGGGAGCCCAGCCCUCGGCCGGAAGGGAAGGAGCCCCCCGAGGGCAGCGCGGAGAGGAGGGACGAUGGGGAAGCCGUCCCCGGCAGGAUCAGAGCCGCCAGCCGGAAGGGCGAGUCGGCCGGAGGAGGUGCUCGUCCGGACGGGAAGCCCCUUUCGUCCAGAGAUGCCCCCCCGGAGGGCCUUCUCCCAUCGGCUGGCAAAGCCCCGGAGUCCUCUCCUCCCCCUGCCCCUCCCUGCCCUCCAAACGUGGGCGAGCCCGCCAGGAUUUCUCCCGUGGCUGCGCCGCUGCCUCCGAGGGGGGCCAGCCCCCCCAAACCCCACCGUCUGAAAAGCAGCCCUGGCCCCACGGAGGGCAAAAGAGAGGUGGGACUCGGCCCCAGGAGCGGGGAGCCACCUGCAGCCCCCAAGCCAGAGCGUUCGGAGACCGGAAGCCCUUCCAAAGCAGCCAGGCCAGAUCCUGGUUCUGCUCCCUCCCUCCUUCCUCCUUCUCGGUUGGAUCUCACAGAGCCGGGCGGCCAGCCCCCCUCGGUGACCCCAAAGCCCAAAGCAAGGGAGAUGCCGCCCGUGGCCUCGGAAGACCUCGCCCCGAAGGCUUUGGGGGCGAGCGAGGGCCUGCAGGCUCCACCGCAGAUCCCCGCAGCUGCCAGCCUGCAGGCCGCGAACCCAACCGGAAAAGCAUCCGAGGGAGGGGAUGUCCAUUCGCACAAGGAAGAGGGGUUGACCCCGGUCGCGGUCGGUGGCCCGGUGGCAGGGGAAGACCCUCAGCAGAGGACCAUCGAGGCCACCGUGUGUGCCAAGAACAUCAAGGUCAGCUCGACGGGGGAAAAGGUGGUCUUGUGGACCAGGGAGGCUGACCGGGUGAUCCUGACCACCUGCCAGGAGCGAGGGGCUGAUCCGAAGACUUUCAGCGCCAUCUCUGAACAGCUGGGCAACAAGACCCCAGACGAGGUGGCCCACCGUUUCCGCGAACUGAUGACCUUGUUCCACACGGCCUGCGAGGUCAGUUCGGACGACGAGGAAGACGGGAUGAGCACCAGCAACGCCGACCAACUUUCCGACAAGGAGCCCGCCCUGUCGGAGGACGACCCGGAAGAACCGGGCUUUUAAUCCGGGUCAAGCCGUCCUCUCUGGCAGAGAGGAACAUUUGUGGGGGUCUGGCCGUGCGUUUUGGCCCACCUUCGCUCCCUUUGGAGACCCCGAAGAUUUGCCGGUUUUUAAUUCCCCCCUGCGAAAGAUGGAGGGGAGGAAAAAACCAACCA
Messenger RNA from Protobothrops mucrosquamatus (brown spotted pit viper), 6770 nucleotides. RefSeq names its product gon-4 like (gene GON4L). Gene Ontology annotation, cellular component: nucleus. Gene Ontology annotation, molecular function: transcription coregulator activity. The coding region runs from base 1 to 6618 and encodes 2205 amino acids. Gene Ontology annotation, biological process: regulation of DNA-templated transcription. Lineage: Eukaryota; Metazoa; Chordata; Lepidosauria; Squamata; Viperidae. The transcript is spliced from 34 exons. The record is from RefSeq and is a predicted model, not a curated record.